Coniophora puteana RWD-64-598 SS2 is the source of this 1012-nucleotide messenger RNA. RefSeq names its product DUF572-domain-containing protein. The transcript has 6 exons. Gene Ontology annotation, cellular component: U2-type spliceosomal complex; post-mRNA release spliceosomal complex. Lineage: Eukaryota; Fungi; Basidiomycota; Agaricomycetes; Boletales; Coniophoraceae. Bases 5 to 910 code for a protein of 301 amino acids. The record is from RefSeq and is a predicted model, not a curated record. Gene Ontology annotation, biological process: mRNA splicing, via spliceosome.
GGUCAUGCAAGGCUUUAACAAAUACUAUCCGCCUGAUUAUGAUCCUGAAAAGCAUAAGAGUCUCAAUUCGUAUAGAGGCAAACAUGCUCUCGGUGAUAGGGCCCGAAAGCUGGACCAGGGUAUCCUCAUAACGCGCUUUGAACUUCCCUUCAACAUUUGGUGUGGAACAUGUAACAACCACAUCGGCAUGGGCGUACGUUACAAUGCAGAGAAGAAGAAAGUGGGCUCGUACUACUCGACCCCCAUUUAUUCAUUUCGCUGCAAGUGCCAUUUAUGCGAUGGCUGGUUCGAGAUUCAAACCGAUCCCAAGAACACACGAUACGUCGUCGUCUCUGGUGCCCGGCAAAAGAACGAGGAAUGGGACCCAGAAGAGAACGGCGGUUUUGCAGUACAUGACACUGCUGGUUCCGGUGCACCUAGCGACCCCUUGGCUGCCCUAGAGAAAUCAACAGAGGCCCAGAAUCACUUGACCAAAGUCCAAGUGCCUCGUAUCCAGCAGCUACAAUCAACGUCGGAUCACUACAAUGAGGACCCCUACUCCGCCUCUCUGCGAGUCAGGAAGCGCUUCCGCGCGGAGAAGAAGAUAGACCAGGCGAAGCAAAUCAUCGACAAGCAGCUGAAGGGCAAAUAUGCGCUUCCAGAAGAGCUGCAGCUGUUGGAGGAUGAUGCAAAGGCGAGAGAUGAGGCGCACAGCGAAUGGAUACGUGGUCGAGCCGAUUACAAAGCGCAAACGUCGAACAAGCGCCAGAGAUUGACUGCUCCAGCAGUUUCUGCUUCAUCUUCAUCACGACUACAUAAAUUGGCUAGCACAGACAAAAAUCCCGCAGUAUCUUCUCUCAAGGACCGAAUACUCGGCAAUACGAGUCGAAGAUCUGCACUACCUGGACUUGCGAACCUCAAGCCUCCAUAGUUUAGCUUCAUAGCUAAGAUUAUCUGCAAUAAUGAUGUAAUUUUGGCAGUUUAGCAGUCUUUGUCCUCAUGGUUGAGUUAAGAGUGAACAUUAUUUGUGUCG